Messenger RNA from Microdochium trichocladiopsis, 9368 nucleotides. RefSeq lists its product as uncharacterized. Lineage: Eukaryota; Fungi; Ascomycota; Sordariomycetes; Xylariales; Microdochiaceae. Bases 1 to 9198 code for a protein of 3065 amino acids. Gene Ontology annotation, molecular function: fatty acid synthase activity; phosphopantetheine binding; oxidoreductase activity. The transcript has 10 exons. The record is from RefSeq and is a predicted model, not a curated record. Gene Ontology annotation, biological process: secondary metabolite biosynthetic process; fatty acid biosynthetic process.
AUGGCUGACCCCGAGCCCAUUGCCAUUAUUGGUAUGGGAUGUAGACUCCCUGGCGGAGUCUCAAGCCCGGAAGAACUCUGGACACUGGUAGAGACGAAAGGAUCUGGUUGGAAACUGGUCCCCUCUGAGAGAUGGAAUAGAGAUGCUUUCUAUCACCCCGACGGGGCGGCCAUACAGGCCUACAACACCAAAAGUGGCUACUUCCUCACUCAUGACGUUUCAGAUUUUGAUUCACGAUUUUUCGGCUUCGGCGCCCACGAAGCGGACGCUACCGACCCGCAGCAGAGAAUUCUUCUCGAGACUACGUACGAAGCCCUCGAGAAUGCAGGCAUCCCCAUCGAGAGCCUCAAGGGCUCGGACACUGCUGUGUUCGCCGCUGUGUUCGCCCGCGAUUACGACCGUAUGGGCUACAAGAACCUCGAGACCUUUUCGAAAUUCAACAUUGGUGGUACUGGCGAGGCCAUCAUUGCCAAUCGCCUCUCGCACUUCUUCGAUCUGAGGGGUGUCUCGAUGACGAUAGAUACUGGUUGCUCUGGAAGUUUAGUGGCUUUGCAUGAGGCCUGCAUUUCCCUGAGGGCAAGGCAGUCCAAUCUUGCCAUUGUCGGAGGAACCGAAGUCAUUCUCCACCCAGACCAGAAUGUGGCGAUGUCCUCAGGCGGAAUGAUCAACUCUGAGGGUAAAUGCUUUGCAUUUGAUUCUCGCGGAGCAGGCUAUGGCCGCGGCGAGGGUGUCGCUACCGUCAUCGUCAAGCGGCUUGCCGACGCGAUCAGGGAUGGCGACACUGUACACGCCGUUAUCCGCAACUCGGGAGCCAACCAGGAUGGCAAGACGAACGGAAUAACUCUUCCCAACCCAGAAGCGCAGGAGGCGCUGAUACGUUCAGUCUAUAAGGCCGCAGGCCUGGACCCGCUCGAGACGCUGUACGUUGAGGCUCACGGUACAGGUACCGAGGUCGGUGACCAGGCCGAGAUACAGAGCCUUGGAAAUGUGUUCGGUGAGAAGCCUAGGUCACGCAAUCUUUAUGUCGGCUCUGUCAAGACGAACAUCGGCCACUUGGAAGCGGCAAGUGGUGUUGCCGGUCUGCUCAAGGCUAUUAUGGUGCUCAAGAAGCAGAAGAUUCCACCCAACUUGAAUUUCAUCAAGCCGAAACCGGGGUUGAGACUCGAAGAACGACAAAUCUCGGUGCCUUUGGAAACUACUCCUUUGGUCCCGGAACACUACAAUGGCCCGGUCCGGGUGUCCCUGAACUCCUUUGGCUAUGGUGGCACCAACUGCCACAUCAUCUUGGAGACACUCGAUCAAUAUGUCUCCAGUGAAAAGAAAGUUGCGACCAAUGGACACAUCACCAAUGGGUCUGAUGGCGAUGAGACGUCCAAAGGACAAACGAAUGGACAAACGAAUGGACUUCACCACCGGCACACUAACGGGCACACCAACGGGCACGACACUGGCUCCAACGGAUCCAACGGCGCGAAUGGCGCAGCUGUCACCGACUCCGCGAUUGACGCGAAUCAAGAAGUCCAAGACUCUCUGCCUCUCCUUUUUCCCCUGUCUGCCAAUUCAGAAGCCUCUCUCAGUGCCAUGCCGGGCAUCCUCUUGGAGUGGCUCGCGGCUCGAGAAGUCUCCGAGUCGGACCUCAAGGACCUUUCCCACACCCUCAGCUCACGACGAUCUCUUUUCCGAUGGCGGAAGUCUUUUGUCGCGCAAGAUCUGAAGCAACUCAGGUCCGCCCUCAGUGAGCCCAAGAUCUCCAAGACGCGCGCGUCCAACUCUGCUCGCAUCGCUUUCGUGUUUACGGGACAAGGUGCACAGUGGGCUGGUAUGGGUCGCGAGCUCGCCGUGUCUUCCAAAGUCUUCAGAAGAUCCCUGGACCAAGCCUCUGAGAUCUUGAAAAGUCUUGGAUGCCAAUGGGACCUGCUCGAAGAGCUUAGCAAGACAAACUCUGACUCGAGAAUCAAUGAAAGCGAGGUCGCACAACCGGCGACCACGAUCCUGCAAAUGGCGCUGGUUGACGUUCUCGCAGAUUUUGGCAUCUCGCCACAGUUCGUGGUAGGCCAUAGCUCGGGAGAGAUCGCUGCAGCUUACGCAGGAGGAGCUUUGAGCCAGGAGGAUUCGGUGCGAGUCUCGUACUUCCGUGGUCGCUGUUCAGCCACAGCCAAGAAACUCAACUCUCUGGCGGGCUCCAUGUUAGCGACCGGUUACAGCGAGCAGGCUGCGCUCCAAACGCUCAAGGCCGCCAACCUCAACGACGAAAAGGGCAGAGUGGUUGUUGCAUGUGUCAAUAGUCCCUCUAGCACUACUCUCUCUGGAGACGAGCCAGCCAUCGACUACAUUAACUCCAUCCUCACAGCGGCAGGUGUAUUUUCGCGCAAACUGAAGGUCGAGACGGCUUACCACUCCCACCAUAUGGAGAAGGUCGCCGACUCUUACAUCCAGACUCUGGGCGACCUGGCUGGUUCGGAUGUGCGAAGCGGUGUUGAGUUCCUGUCGUCUGUGACUGGACAGGCCAAGACCUCGGACUUCGGCCCAGAGUACUGGGUGAAAAAUCUUGUGUCCAAGGUACGCUUCCAUGAUGCUCUCGAAGCGGUUGCUCAGAGGAUGGGAGAGCUAGGCAGCCGUGAUGUUGCCAAUAUUUUCAUCGAGAUCGGCCCGCAUGCGGCUCUGCAAGGUCCCGCAAACCAGACACUCUCGGCCAUUCCGGGUUUCAAGUCUUCCUACUUGUCACCGAUUUCGCGCGGCAAGAACUCAUCCGACACGUUGUCGGUACUUCUCGGUCGUAUCUUCGAGUUGGGAGGCCGAAUAAAGUUAUCACGCCCCCUGGACGGCGAGCCUCGACACGUCGUUGGUGACCUGGCCCCGUACCCGUGGGAUCACAUCAAGCAUUGGGCGGAGUCGAGAUUGAGCCGUGGCCACAGGCUUCGACAAUUCCCGUACCAUGAUCUGCUCGGCCUUUACGACGUAAUGAGCCCGAUCGAAGAGCCACGCUGGCGGCAGCAUCUCAGCGUCCAGCGCCAUCCGUGGCUGAAGGAUCACAUCGUUGACGGCAUGAUCAUCUUUCCGGGUGCAGGUUACAGCGCGAUGUGUAUCGAGGCCAUGAAACAACUCACCCAGAUGCAGAAUGCCGAUGCCAAGAUUGUCAGCACAGCGAUGAAGGACAUGCAGAUUGUUCGGCCAAUAAUCAUGCCCACCGAGUCGACUGGCGGCCUAGUGGAGGAUGUUGAGGUCCAGCUCAUCCUCAGCCCGUCCAAGACGAGCGAUGCCUGGUACACUGCACGUGUCCUGUCGCUGCAAGCCGAUCAGACUUGGGCGGAACAUGUUUCCGCCUGGAUCAGAGUUGAACUUGAGUCUCCUCUGAAGCCCGGUGCUGUUGAAAGCUUCGGUACUGAGCACACCGCCUCAAUUGAGGAGGCCUUUGAAGCAUUGGAGAGAAUCCAGUCCCUGGCGCAAGAACGACUGCCUAGUGAGAGUUUCUACGACGAACGCCGGAAGGCAGGCAACGAUUGGGGCCCAAGUUUUGCCCUGCUUACAGAGGCUUAUAUCGGACCUGGUAUAGGCUUCUCGAAGAUGAACAUCCCAGAUAUCGCACAGUGGAUGCCCGCUGGGUACUUCCAACCUCAUCUGAUCCACCCAACCACUCUAGAUGCUUCGAACCACAUGCUGCCCGCGAUCUUCCAUAGAGAAAUUUCCAACGCGCCCAUCAUGCCUGUUUCAACAGAGGAGACCAUUUUUUCAAGUCUCAUCUCCAGCAGGCCCGGCGACGAGAUGAUCGUGGCAAUGGAGCUCAAGCCUCAGGGCAGGACAGCUGGCCUGGGUAACAUCUGGGCCUUCCAGAAGCACCCCGAGACAGGCGAGCUGAGGCUGGUCAUCAUCGUUAGGGGCUUGCUCCUUCGGGCAGUCGGAGAGGAUGCGUCCAAAGCAUCGUCGCAGGUCUUCAAACGCAAGCACAACUACCAAAUUUCCUACCUUGAGGACCCAGACUUCCUCACGGAGCCGGGCUUCAAGCAGCUUCUGAAUCAGUACUUCCGGCUCAUGACCAACAAAAACCCGCGGAUGAAUGUCCUAGAGAUUGGUGCGGGAACUGGCAGUGCCACGCUUCCGCUGUUCCAGGCUCUAGGUGAUGACGCGCGGGACCUGAUUAAUCAUUACUGCUACACCGAUAUCUCAUCUGGCUUCUUCGAGCCGGCCAAGGACCGUCUGGACAAGUGGAAGUCCGUCAUUGAGUACAAGACACUUGAUAUUUCUAAGGACCCGCUGAAGCAGGACUUCUCGCCGCAGCAGUACGAUGUGGUUGUUGCUUCGAAUGUGCUCCAUGCUACAAGGUCGAUGAAGGAGACCAUGACGAAUGUCCGAAAGCUCCUGAAGCCAGGCGGCACGCUGCUGUUAGCUGAGGCGAACCGGAUCACGACCACCGCCAGUCACACUCCGCUUCUCGCCAACGAUGAGUGGCACGAGCUGCUCUUGUCGACCUCAUUUGGUGGUAUCGAAUUUUCUUCACCAGACUGUGACGGUCCGCUAGCCAGAACAUCCUUCAUCGUAUCCAAGGCCGUCGAGGAAUCACGCGACGAGACUUUCCCAGCACCGACAUCGGUGCAGAUUGUCACUAACCCGGCUUCGGCCAUCAGCAAGACAGCAGCCGACUCACUCUCCACCACAUACCAAGAACAAGGUCUCUCCAGUGCCUCUACAACGUGGGAGUUGCUACCAGAAGUCAAAGAAGACGCAGAUACCCUGUAUGUGGUCCUCGACAGCGCAAAUUCGGCGAUCCUGGCCAAGCCAGACCCAGGCACAUUUCAUCGCAUUCAGAACCUGGUCGCCAACUGCCGUAACAUUCUCUGGAUUUCAUUCCAGGAGUCUGACGGUGCGGACCUUGCUCCCGCCAAAGCACUCGUCAAUGGCCUGGCGCGUGUCAUGCGCCGCGAGAAUGAAGGUAUCAAGUUUAUCACUGUCGAGGUCCGUGAUCUUGUCACUGAGGAGGUGGUCGUCGACAUGGUCAAGGAGACUGUGCGAAUUUCGCAGCUUCUCCUGUCCAAGGAGAAAGAACACGUGACGACUGAUGACGAGGAGUUUGUACUGAGUGGCGGAAAGAUACUCAUUCCUAGAGUUUACGCGGACAAGAAGUUCAACGACUGGACAGACCGUCUCAAUGGCCACAGUCUCCUUACGCCCACCACCUUCCAGGACCCGACACUGCCCCUGAGAAUGGAGGUUGGUGCUCCUGGCCUGCUGAACAGCAUCCACUUUGUCAAGGACGAAAUCCCAUCGCAGGCCCUCGGCGAGGAGGAGAUCCAGAUCGACUCAGCCGCAUUUGGUGUCAAUUUCCGCGAUGUGUUCAACGCGCUUGGGCAGCUCCAUCAGAGCACAUUUAUCGGUGAGGUGUCUGGUGUUGUCACGGCCAUGGGGUCCGGCGAGUUCGUGCAGAGUACCUACAAGGUCGGCGAUCGUGUUGUCGGCAUGCUCGCGCAACCUUUUGCCAGCUACUCUCGCCUCAGAGGAUACGAGGCACACGUUAUACCUGACAGCUUGAGCUUCGCGGAAGCGGCUUCAGUCCACGUCAUUUUCACUACCGUGUACUACAGUCUUGUCACUCUUGCGCGGCUCGAAGCCGGCCAGACGGUUUUGAUCCACUCUGGCUCAGGUGGUGUUGGCCAGGCUGCGAUUCAGCUUGCCCAGCACCUGGGAGCCACGGUCUACGUGACUGUCGGCAGUGAAGAGAAGAGGCAGUUCCUCAUCAAAGAGUAUGGAGUGCCCGCAAGUAACAUUCUAUCGUCUCGGGCGAAUCCGCGCGACCUCAAGAGCAAGGUUAUGCGCCUCACGGGCGGGAGGGGCGUUGAUGUCGUGCUGAACUCGACAUCGGGUGAGAUGCUGUCUGCCUCCUGGGAGUGCGUGGCCUCGCUCGGAUACCACAUCGAGCUUGGCAAGUCAGACAUCGACAAGAACCGCCAUAUCUCAAUGGCUCCCUUUAAGCGGAACGUGACCUUCGCUUCAGUCGAUCUCGUCGUCAUCGCCAGUGAGCGGCCAAAGGUGUUGUACAAGGCCCUACACGAGGCCCUGGCCUUGUUCGAGGCUGGAGUUCUCAAACCGGUGCGUCCGCUCAACGUGUUCCCGGCAGACCGACUCGAGGCUGCUUUCAGAUUGAUCGCGGAACGGAAGCACAUGGGCAAAGUGGUCAUCGACUUCAAGAAGGACACAAUGGUCCAAGCCGUUUUACCUCCGCCUCCCCAACUGCAACUCAAAAGAAAUGGCACGUACAUCAUUGCCGGUGGUCUGGGAGACAUUGGAAGGACUUUGUUCAGCCAUCUGUCAAAGCUUGGUGCCGGCCACAUCAUCACCCUCUCUCGCAGAGCCAUUGGUGAAGAGGAGCGGAGUGGCUUUGAAAAGGAGGCUGCCAAGUUUGGCGCAAAACUACACAUUCUGCAAUGCGACAUCACGGAUGUGCAGAGUGUCAAGAACGUCGCAAAGUAUUGCCAGGAUUCGCUGCCUCCUGUUCGUGGACUGAUUCAUGCCGGCAUGGUGCUCCAGGACCGACCGAUGACUUUGAUGACCGACUCUGAGUGGAACACGGUCCUUGCACCUAAGACAGUGGGAACAAUCAACCUUGACAACGUCUUUGCCUCUCCGGAGCUCGAAUUCUUCAUCAUCCUGGCCUCGAUGUCCGGCAUUUUGGGCAACCCUGGCCAGGCGAACUACAGUGCAGCCAAUGCGUUCCAAGAUUCUUUUGUCACAAGCCGCAACAAGAGCAAUGGAACACGCUAUGCUUCGUUCGACCUGCCCCUGGUUAACGAUACAGCUGCCAACUCUUCCCUGAAGUCGGAGAGCCGUGACUCUGUGGUCAGAGGUUCAAUCAUAUUCAACUUUGACGAGCUCCUGCAGCUUGUAGACUACACCAUGGACGCCUCGACCGACAUUGGGAAACCCUUCUUCCACUCCCUGAUGGGCUUUGACAGGCAGUCAAUGAACAAUAUCUCGGCCAACUAUGUCUGGGGAGCGCAGUUCCGGACAAUCCCUCAGAUGCAGGAGGCAGGUUCGAACGAGUUUGGCAACACGUCUCUCAAGAAGGAUGUCGAAGCCCUCCUGCGCAACGUCACCUCCGUGGACGAGGCAGUCAACAUCAUCACGGAGACGACUGUCGAGAAGUUUGUUGCGUUUCUCAACCUUGACGCCGAGGAUGUGAGCGCAGAUGAACCCCUCUCUACCUUCGGUCUCGACUCUCUCGUAUCAAUUGAGUUAAAGAACUGGAUGGUACGGACGUUCAAGGUCUCUUUGCAGGCCUCCGAGCUGACCAGCGCUCCGAGCAUUGUGCAUCUGGCCAAACGCUUGGCGUCAAGAUCUAAACUGCUUCCUGCAGACCUCGCCCAGUCUCCCGAGGCCCCAAAGCACAACCACGAGCCAGCAGAGACCAACGGCCACUUCCAGGACAAGCCUGCGGCUCGAGAGGACGCCAGCACCAGUAUUCCGGAUUUUGACUGCUGUGCGGUUCCUGGGAAAGAGGCGUUGCAGCCCGUUCCUGAUCUCCUCGAGACAAUGAAGGACCACAUGGAGAGCAUUGCACAUUUCGCCACCAACGAAUCCGAGGUCGACGACCUUCGCGCCGCCAUCGCAGAGUUUACCGCUCCCAACGGGAUCGCAGCCCAGAUACAUAAGCAGAUACAGAACGACGCUCGUGACCCAGCCGUGGGCAAUUGGGUCUCGAAAUUCCUGGCCGAGGACUACCACUUGCGGAUGCGUCAGGCAGUGCAGUACACCAAUUUCAUGGCCAUCAACCACGCGUCGCCCGUACCCCACACACAGGCGGAGCGAGCGGCACUGCUCGCUGUGACGGCGUAUCAGCUCAAGCUGGACAUUGAUGAUGGUAGCGUGGCGACGCCGUUCAUCAUGGACACGUCUGUGUGUCGGCUCCCGCUGCAGCGGCUGUUCAACACAUACCGUCAGCCUCAGGUGGUUCGGGACGAGCUGAAGAAGGGUUCUGGGACCCAUUGUGUUGUCCUGAGGCGUGGGCGCUUGUUCAAGGUCCCAUUGCAAGAUGGUGACAAACCUGCGUCUCUAGAGGCUGUGAAGUCGACGUUUGACAGCAUCCUUGAACUUGUGAACGAUGAUGGAACAUGGGCAGGAAUACUGACCACCGACAAUCGGGACUCUUGGGCAAUGAAACGAACCGAUCUACUCGCGAUCGACCCGGCCAAUGCCACGUACUUCCAGACCAUUGAAGACGCUGCUUUUACCGUCAACCUCGAUGACGGAGAAGCCUCACUGUAUGGCGACUGGGCCAAGAAGUCCAAGCUUGGUGAUGGUUUCAACAGAUGGAACGACAAAGCGCUCCAGCUUGUUGUCACCGCAGAAGGAAACUCGGGUGUUCUGGUUGAGCACUCUUACCUUGACGGAACUACUCCCGCUCCACUGUACGAUCGUCUUCGCGACGCCAUUGCGGCCCACAGGCCAGACUCUGCCACCAACGGCCACACCAACGGCCACUCCCACCAGCUUGCUUUUGAGGAAUUGUCCCUCGCCCUCUCUCCCGAAAUUGAGUCGCACAUCUCCUCACUCCGCACCCGCUGGCUCGAGUUUGGCGCCUUGCGGGAGUUUAUUUCCUAUCCUCUCCCCACCAUAAGCUCCAGCCUGCUAGGCCAGUCCAAGAUUCCGACCAAGGGUGGUUAUGAUGUGCUCUGUCAGCUCGCGCUGUAUUUCUAUUUCGGCCACGUGACGCCCAGCUGGCAACCCGUCAUGCUCUCGCACUUCCACCAAGGAAGGCACGACAUCGUGCAGAUCACCUCCCCGCCGGUCCGCGCAUUCUGCGAGGCCGCGGGCGACGAAUCGAUCCCUGCGACCAAGAGACGCGACCUGCUCCUCGAGGCGGCGAAGGACGUGACCCGCCGUAUCCGAGAUGGCAAGGACGGCAAGGGCUUUUGCCGGCUGUACUCUGUGAUUCAGAUGCAGUGGCCAGAGGACCAGCCCAAGGCUGCGCUGUUUGAUGAUGCAUUGUUCAGGCGUGCGUAUGACUUCACGAGCGUGACAAACCCCAACCACAACACCGUCGAAGGCAUCACGACGCCGCUGGAUCCCAGCGCUUUGCGGCUUAGAUACACGAUCCGCGACAACGAUUCUUGGAUUAGCUUCAACUGUCCCACAGGGCAGGCGGAGAAGCUAAGGAAGUGCGUAGACCAGGCCGCCACAAUCAUUAGGACUUUGGCUCUGGCGGAUUGAUGGGCGAUGACGGGUCAAGUAUUGUAUUCGCAAACAUAACUCUCCGUAUUCAUCUUUUCAUUUGUCCGUAGUAGGCGAGAUGGUGAUGACCCACCGUGUAGAUGCUGAGGUCUUCCUCAAAAGGCAAACCUCGCAUUCCCAAAGACAGCCACGAAUAUGAUGUUACUACA